Hemisphaericaspora subhashii is the source of this 618-nucleotide messenger RNA. RefSeq lists its product as uncharacterized. Gene Ontology annotation, cellular component: cellular bud neck; plasma membrane. Lineage: Eukaryota; Fungi; Ascomycota; Pichiomycetes; Serinales; Debaryomycetaceae. Bases 1 to 618 code for a protein of 205 amino acids. The record is from RefSeq and is a predicted model, not a curated record. The transcript has a single exon.
AUGUAUCUAUAUAACGAAUACAAGAGAGACAUAUUUGAAUCUGCUAAAUCAACAGCAGAAGCAUUCAAGAGUUGGGAUACGUGUAUGGCCAAUAGAACAUGUAAGAUCGUUGCAAUUGUUUUAAUUGUUGUAGGAUCCUUAUUUGUUAUCUGGAUAUUAACAACCCUUUUCCAAUGUAUAUUUAUGGGAGCAAAAUGUCUUGAUGCAUUAUGUUGUUGUUGUUGUCGGAAAGCUAAUAGACUUCAAAGAGAACCUGCUCAAACCACAUAUGUCAAUCCAAAUAUGUAUCCCCCAACUACUCAACCUCGAUAUGCUUAUCAACCACAACCACCUCCAUCACCACCAUCACCAUCACCUCAAUUUACUUAUCAAGCUGAAAAACCAUUAUCACCACCAUCGCCAUCACCAUAUGCUUAUCAACCUCAACAACCUCAAUCCCCUCCAUCAUUAUAUAAUAGUGCUCCACAACAGGCUCAUUUUGUAAAUGAUGGUCCAGGAUAUACUACUGCUAAUAGAGGCUACGAACCAGUUUAUUCUUCAGAUCCUUACUCAAAGUCAUAUAAUGACGAUACUCCAUUUGGCGAUUCAAAUGCCAAUUCUUAUAGAGGAUAUAGGUAG